This is a messenger RNA of Puntigrus tetrazona (Sumatra barb), 3265 nucleotides long. Its product is annotated as nuclear GTPase SLIP-GC-like. The transcript has 20 exons. NCBI's taxonomy places the organism in Eukaryota, Metazoa, Chordata, Actinopteri, Cypriniformes, Cyprinidae. Bases 247 to 2418 code for a protein of 723 amino acids. The record is from RefSeq and is a predicted model, not a curated record. Gene Ontology annotation, molecular function: GTPase activity.
CCUAACUCCACCCUCAGGGCUUUUAUACCUCGCUAGCAGCAUUCAAACCAAUCCUGAAAACCUUUGAUUGCUUUGCUUUGAGUAAAGUAUAACCAAAUACCUCAGAGGAAGUUUGAGAAGGAGCGCUCGACGAGAAUAUAACUUUAACAUCUUUAAUCAUUCACAAACAAGGAAAGGUACCUGCCUCAGGCUGCUGGACAGACAGGCAAAUAAAGCAUCAUUCAGCCCACAAUCCUUUACCCCACAAUGGCUAGUCAUGGUACUAAAAGAAAGCGUAGUAAUGAACAAUCUGGUUCAAGUGCAAAGUGUCCUGAAAGCAGUUCGCAGGACCUCAGAACAGAUUUAAUCAUGAAGCAGACAAAGGAUGUAAUUAAAAAUAUUAAAAAAAGCAUUGCAGUCCAAGACUCAACUGACUUAAAGACCUAUAUUUUAGACCAGAUUUCAAAUAUGGAUAUGAUGAACAAAUCCAAUAAAAGGAAGAAGGUAACCAUAGGGAUUUUUGGAAGAUCUGGAGAAGGUAAGAGCUCCCUUCUAAACGCAGUCCUUGGAGAAAGAUAUCUGCUUCCAUCUGGUUCUUCUGGUGCAUGUACAGCCAUUACUACACAAGUGGAAGGGAAUCUGACCGACUCUGACUACAUAGCAGAGAUUGAAUUCAUUUCUAAAGAGGAGUGGGACAGUCAACUCAAAGAUCUUUUGUUAGAUUUGUCUGAUAAGACCGAGGACAAGAAUGAUGACAUGACUAAAAUUGCAAUAGAAAAGAUUACUGCACUGUAUGGUGCUAAUGCAUUCAAAAAAACACUGGAUGAGCUCAAAAAAGAUGCCAAAUCUGCUAAAAUCGACAGACUUCUGCUCAUGAAAAAGAAAACAAUUUCAAAUGCUGAUAGCUCCAGCUUUGCCAAGGAGAUUUCUCAGUUCAUACAGCAUAGUCGAUCAAAUCCUGGUAACUGGUAUUGGCCCCUGGUGAAGACCGUAGGGAUCAAGAUUCCCAACCCUCUCCUGGAGCACAUUGUCUUUGUUGAUAUUCCUGGGACUGGAGAUUGCAACAAGACAAGAGACAGCCUAUGGAAAUCUAAACUAGGAGAGUGCUCUGUAGUGUGGAUCGUGAGCGCUAUCAACCGAGGCACUACAGAUGAAGACCCCUGGGAAAUAUUAAAGCACUGUGUUUACUACAUGACACAAGCAGGAGAGUGCAACAGCAUUAACUUCAUCUUUACUAAGACUGAUGAUAUGGAUCCAGAAGAAUACAUUAGAAAUGAAUGGCCCAGUGAAGAGGAAAAACCAGCCAAGGAUCAGAAAACAGAAUGCAUACGUAUGAGAAACAUCUGCUCCAAGAAGACAGUGAAAGAAAGCUUUGAAAAUUCAAAAUUAAAGAAAAAAAUGACUCUGAAUAUUUUUACUGUAAGCACAAGGGCAUUUUUUGACAAAACAUUAGGCAUGGAGCUCAGUGACACAGAAAUCCCAAAGUUGCAGGAUUUCUUGAGGAAUCUUAACAACAUCAUCAACAAAGAACUGGUCAGAGAUUAUGUCAAUGAAGCAAAGGGGAUUUUGUCCUUGAUCAAAAGCGUGCAGUCGGAGACAGAAAACGUGGUUCAGACAGAGGUCCACAAUAAAUUUGAGCAGAACCUCUGUAAGGCCCUGGAGAAGUUAGGCUGGCAGUUUGACAUGCUCUACUGUGUUCUGGAGAAGUGUCUCUCAGAUGGAGUGGAAGAGUCAGAGAGUUCAUAUCUUAUCAGUGCAGGCUCCAUUAUAUCACCUAAUUUACCCCACAAAGGAGGAUUUCAUAAAAUCCUCAAGGCUUUGUGUAAAAAUGAUGGCUACCACUGGUCAAAUGCAUGGAGUAUAGACUUGGAUCUAAACUUGAAAUUGACCGAAUACAUGCACAAAAACAUUGAGGAGGAGUUUGAUUCCAUUUUUCCAAACCAUUGCAAAACAGGGAAAUCAGUGCAAGAACAGAUUGAAAAAUUCAGUAUCAUCCAAAACUGCACCGAGCACCCCAGAGCUUCGAUUUAUUACCACAUCGACAACUUCAUCAGAAGAGAGGAAAUCAAACUCAAGAUGGAGCUCAAGAGAGAAGUUAUUGAAAGAAAGAAGGAAAUGUCCUUAUGUAUCACAAACACGAUUAAGGAUGCAAUGGUUCCCUAUUAUGAAAAAGCUGCAAAGAUCCAUGGAAUAGGAUCCUUGAAGAAAAUGCAGAAUACUCUAACAGAAGCAAUUGAGAAUUUAAAAGAUGACAUGUUCAAAGAGGCAAAAGCAAAAAUGCUUAUGAAGUUCAGAGAUUUGGAGCAACAUAUAAAAGAUGUUCUGGAGUCUGGACUGCAGAGGUCAAUACUCUUGCUGUCAGAAACUGGCAAAAUCAAACUGGAUGUUCUUGAAGACAUUAAAGAGCUUGAGAACCUGUUAAAACAACUGUGUGACUGAGCAAAGAUUCACACGGAACAAGGACCUUUGAUUUCUCAGUGGACUGCUAUAUUUAAAAUGAUACAUACAUUGAAUAGUGGGUUUGCAGGUGUUUUUUUUUUCCAACAUUUCAUACUUAUAAUAUAUAUGUUAUGAAUAGGGAUGUACUGAUCAUGAUCAGCCGAAAUGUUUGGCAUUUUGUCAGUAAAGCUAGUUCUGUAAUCAGCAGUAAAAGCCAUCUGGUGAGUGAUUUCACCGGCACAGAUUUUACUAAACCACCAACACUCUGACCGAUCAUUGUCUGGACAUGCCUAGUUAUGAAAGAUUAUGCAUGCAUUUCAUAUGGUAAGGGGAACAUGCCUUUAAAAUAGGCCAAAACUAAUGUCAUAUUUUUCUGCCGUUGUCUUUUGAUUAACAAAAACAUCAUAGUAGCUCAAAACUAAGUGUUUGUGUCUGGGCAAACGAAGAGCUAUCUAUGAUUUAUCUUCUGCUAUAUCCUACGCAAAACUGUAAUAUGAUGCCAGAUGAUGUUACUAGAUGCUUGCUGCUUUCCUUCAUAUGUAAAAAGUAACAAAACAAAAACAAAAAUUGUUAUUCUUAUUCUUUAUUGUUUAAAGUGGUCAUUUAAAAAAAAAAAAGAAAUUUUUGUUUUAUUAAUAACAUUUUCAUUGCGAUUUUAAAUAUUAAAACUUAGACUUAAUAGUGAGCAGUUAUGGAAAUCAUACGUUAGCAGUUGUCAGCAUUGUGUAGGCGUCCACCUACUUUUAGCACCCUUUGUAGUGUACUGUAUAUGCUGUGCCACACUGCUAGUUUAGGAAAUGGAUACAUCAAUAAAUCAAUGAAACAAUAAACAAAUAAUUAUUUCAAA